AUGCAAGCUACGAAUAGAGGUUGGAAGGACCAAUGGGAUUCCAGCGACGAGCAACCUGAAUUGAUGAAUGGAAUUCCUGAGGUGCUGGAGUUAUUCCUGGAAGCGGUAGCCGCCGGGAUACUGACAAGUGUCCUCUGUCAACGCUCUUCGUUUUGGUCUGUUCCUCCAGCUCUUCCUCCGUGGAAGGAAGUUCUUCCACCAUCGCCCUUGUCUUGA
This is a messenger RNA of Nezara viridula (southern green stink bug), 216 nucleotides long. The record is from the annotation of a GenBank genome assembly. NCBI's taxonomy places the organism in Eukaryota, Metazoa, Arthropoda, Insecta, Hemiptera, Pentatomidae.